AAGCUUAAUAGCUUUGACCUGCUGUGCAAGAUAGAACCAACGACUGAAUAUAUGAACAAGCCCCCUAAAACCCUAGUAGAUUUUCUUCAUCAGAAUCCCCAACCUUCUCUCUUAUCGUGCAGCGCCAACUAUCUCAGUCCAGCACAAUGUACCGAGCUCUGAUGCUCAUAGCCCUGUAUCUAUUAGCCCUAGCCGUUACUGCUCUCAAUCCUCCUCCCAACCAACCAGCCAACCAGCCAGCCAACCCACUAGCAAAUCAACAGGCCCUGACACCAGCACGGCUGGCAACCAAGAACCUGCACGAGAACUGCCGAAGCCUACGCAUAGAGAACCCACCCCCACCACUACAAAACACAAAUACCGCAAACAAUCAACCAACGUACGCAACGGAAUGGACAGCCUCCCCGGAAUCAGAAUAUGACAGCGAUGCGUCGACCCUGCGCGGAUCCGAGCGACGCGCUAAUUUGCCUCGGCCACCCAAGCCACUCUUGGUGGGCAAUUGCAAGAAGCGGGACGGCCAGAUCCGGGAGACAAAGCUAUCCUUGGACUAUUGUCUCGGGUGGCGAGAAGAGAAUGGUGGAACUUUGAUUGCGGAGAGCAGGUAGUAUAUAUCUCCCUGGUUUAUUGAGCGGCGGCAUUGGCUAAUAUGUCCCUAGUGGCUUCGGGAUGCGAAGGGGCCAAUGUAGGAGCUGUCGCUACCUCAAAUAUUACUGGGGCGAUUUAGAUUUCAAGAUCAGAUGCUCUUGUGAUGAUGCUUCGGGCAGGGAGGAAAUAUUGUUCUCGACAUGUAAGUCACACUGUCUCGCGUGCUUGGCCUGGUUUCGGUGCUGAAAGACUGUGCAGCGGGAGUGAUAACGUAUGAUAACGAAUCGGGUCGUAUCCGCUGCCACAAUAACCCUGGGUCCUGAAGCGUGUGAGUGAUAGUGUUCGGUCUGAGUAUCAUUUCGGAUUAGGUUCCAAGAGGCUGGUGGGAUUUUGAAUUGCCUUGCCCUGGGGUACAGGCUGUUCGUAUCUGAGGUCUUUGAGUUAUCUCGGUUGGUAGUUCAUUGUGCUAUAGUCGACGCUCUUAGUCAAACUGAAUCCUGCUUCAUGUUCUAUUAAAGAGGUUGGCGGCUACCAACAUGUGGGAAUAGAAACCGGAACAGCACUAGGUCUAUCUGAGCAGACCGACUGAAAAUUGGAAAGACGUUCAUUGUCUUUUAAGUUGUAUAUCUGCGUAUUGCAGGUGAAGGGCACAUGUCUGAUGGAUAAUGAUGAUAGUAUCUAAGUAUAUAAAGGCCUGUUCAUCCUCAUGUCAAUAUUCG
Molecule: messenger RNA, 1304 nt
Organism: Aspergillus caelatus
Lineage: Eukaryota; Fungi; Ascomycota; Eurotiomycetes; Eurotiales; Aspergillaceae
Exons: 1
Coding region: 147-605 (152 amino acids)
Source: RefSeq, a predicted model, not a curated record